AUGAAACCUCUCUAUUGUUGCCACCACCGCCACCUCCUCCACCACCACCCACCACCACCCACAAUCACCACCACCGGUACCUCCGUUACCACCACUAUCCACCCACUAGUAUCGUCCCCUCUACUACUGUCAACCACUACCACCGCUACCCACCACCUCCGCCACGACCACCACACAUCACCAUUGUUACCACCCGCUACACACCCACCACCCACCACCGUCAGAACCACCCAACACCACCACUAUCACCAUCAAUCUCCACCUCCACCACCAUCACCACCUCUACCACCACACUACCUUCCACCUCCACCACCACUCAUCACCAUGACCAUACCAUCACUGCCACCACCACUCAUCACCAUGACCAUAACAUCACUACCACCACCACCAUCAUCGCCUCCACCACCAUUUCCACCUUUAUCACUACACCAUCCACCACCUCCGCCACUACUUAUGACUGCCACCAUCACCAUCACAAUUACUACCACCACCACCGUCAUCACAUCCGCCACUACCCACCAUCACCUUUGUUGUCAUCAUCACCACUAUUUCCACCAUCAACAUCAUUGGCACCAUCACCAUCAUUUACUAAUUUUAUAA
This is a messenger RNA of Lactuca sativa (garden lettuce), 600 nucleotides long. The record is from RefSeq and is a predicted model, not a curated record. NCBI's taxonomy places the organism in Eukaryota, Viridiplantae, Streptophyta, Magnoliopsida, Asterales, Asteraceae.